AUGCUUGUAAGUCGACAAUUAUUCAUUUUGAAGGUUCCUCCAUUUGGCGUCGCAAAAACGGCGGAGGAAGCUAGAGCGCAAGCAGAACGAAUAGGUGGCAAAGACUAUGUGAUAAAAGCCCAAGUUUUGGCUGGUGGCCGAGGAAAAGGACGGUUCGAUUCAGGUCUCCAAGGAGGAGUGCAAGUUGUUUUCACACCAGAUGAAGCAAUGGAGAAGGCAAAGAUGAUGAUUGGAUCCAAUCUAAUCACAAAACAAACUGACCACCGUGGAAAACUUUGCGAAGAGGUUAUGGUCUGCAAGCGUCUUUUCACCCGCCGUGAAUACUACUUCUCAAUUACUCUGGAUAGGAAUACACAUGGUCCGAUUUUGAUUGGAUCAUCACGUGGUGGUGUAAAUAUCGAAGAAGUUGCGGCUACCGAACCUGAAGCUAUUAUCAAAGUCCCAAUAGAUAUGAGUGUAGGCGUAACACCCGAAAUCGCCGCUGAUAUUUCCACUCGAAUGGGAUUCCAGGCAUUUUUGCAGGGUGAUUGCCAAAAGCAGGCUGCUGAAAUCAUAUUGAAACUGUAUCAGCUGUUCCGCAACACUGAUGCAACACUUUUGGAAAUCAAUCCUAUGGCUGAAGAUGUGAAUGGAAAUGUCUACUGCAUGGACUGCAAAUUACUACUGGAUACUAAUGCUCAAUUCCGCCAGAAGGAACUUUUCCGACUCAAGGAUUCCAAACAAGAGGAUCCUCUAGAGAUACGUGCCGCAGCAGCUAGUUUGAAUUACAUUCGUCUAGAUGGUAAUAUAGGAUGCAUGGUGAACGGUGCUGGAUUGGCAAUGGCUACCAUGGAUAUAAUCAAGCUUCACGGAGGGGAGCCGGCGAAUUUCCUCGAUGUAGGAGGUGGUGCUACAGUUGACCAAGUCACAGAAGCAUUCAAAAUAAUUACUGCUGACGAGAAGAAGGUAAAUGCCAUCCUCGUGAAUAUUUUCGGCGGUAUCAUGCGUUGUGACGUUAUCGCUCAAGGAAUUAUCAAAGCAACGAAGGAACUGAACCUUAAGAUCCCGAUCGUUGUUCGACUCCAAGGAACCAAGGUCGAAGAUGCGAAAGCACUCAUUGCUACAUCGCAGCUCAGAAUCCUCCCCUGUGACAAUCUGGAUGAGGUGAGUGCCCUGUCCUAA
Messenger RNA from Haemonchus placei, 1161 nucleotides. NCBI's taxonomy places the organism in Eukaryota, Metazoa, Nematoda, Chromadorea, Rhabditida, Trichostrongylidae. The record is from the annotation of a GenBank genome assembly.